AUGAUAAACCUGCCUUUGUCUCAUGUUGACAGGUAGUCUACUUCACAGCCACUUUUCCGUACCUGAUGCUGGUGGUUUUGUUGGCUCGUGGACUCACUUUACCAGGAGCUAUUGAUGGCAUUUCUUUCUACCUGUAUCCAGACCCCAAAAGGUUGGUGGACCCUCAAGUUUGGAUGGAUGCAGGUGCACAAGUUCUUUUCUCUUUUGGGAUUUGUCAGGGGAGUUUGACAGCUCUAGGCAGUUACAAUCAGUAUAACAAUGAUUGUUACAAGGACACGUUUGUUCUGUGUUUGGUGAACGGCGCGUCAAGCUUUGUGGCAGGGUUUGCAAUCUUUUCAGUUUUGGGCUUCAUGUCCUACGAACAAGGAGUGCCAAUAUCUGAAGUGGCAGCUUCUGGACCUGGCUUGGCAUUUAUUGCUUAUCCACGUGCAAUGGCCAUGAUGCCGUUCCCUCAGCUGUGGUCUAUAUGUUUCUUCGUCAUGGUCAUCUUGUUGGGCGCAGACACACAGUUUGUGAGUCUGGAGUGCCUGAUGACCUCCGUGACAGACAUGUUCCCCACCGUAUUUCGAAGAGCUUACCGUCGAGAGUUGUUGCUGCUUUGUCUCUGCACCAUUUGCUUCUUUCUCGGCCUCCUCCUCGUGACAGAGGUGAGAACCUGUGUCUUCACAAUGAAUAAAAGUGGAAAGAAAUGGGCGAAAUGAAACUCUCCUGGACCAGUAGCCAGUGUUG
Notothenia coriiceps (black rockcod) is the source of this 729-nucleotide messenger RNA. Its product is annotated as sodium- and chloride-dependent GABA transporter 2-like. Gene Ontology annotation, molecular function: gamma-aminobutyric acid:sodium:chloride symporter activity. The record is from RefSeq and is a predicted model, not a curated record. Gene Ontology annotation, cellular component: plasma membrane; cell projection. Gene Ontology annotation, biological process: sodium ion transmembrane transport; amino acid transport; nitrogen compound transport. Bases 66 to 701 code for a protein of 211 amino acids. The transcript is spliced from 5 exons. NCBI's taxonomy places the organism in Eukaryota, Metazoa, Chordata, Actinopteri, Perciformes, Nototheniidae.